Messenger RNA from Exophiala bonariae, 1893 nucleotides. RefSeq lists its product as uncharacterized. The transcript has a single exon. Bases 1 to 1893 code for a protein of 630 amino acids. Gene Ontology annotation, biological process: protein phosphorylation. The record is from RefSeq and is a predicted model, not a curated record. Gene Ontology annotation, molecular function: protein kinase activity; ATP binding. Lineage: Eukaryota; Fungi; Ascomycota; Eurotiomycetes; Chaetothyriales; Herpotrichiellaceae.
AUGGCUAUGGAGUGCAUGAAGGAUGCCUUCCGCAAGGAUCAAUUGCUGGACGGACGUUUCAGGACCAUCGCCCCUUUGAAUCAUGGGUCUUUUGGAAUGGUCUUUCUUGCCGAGGAUCUUACUACUCGGCAAGAGGUUGCCAUCAAGUGUCUAACCAAGCCCACCGCUGCCAAUCAAUCGGUGUCCGUUACUACCUUCGACGAGGGCACUGAAGAGCUUACCUGCCACGCCAUUCUCAAGCACCAUGAUCAUCUGGUUAAUCUUAUUCACCACUUUGAGACCGACUCCCAUACGUAUCUGGUUCUGGAAUAUUGUUCUCAAGGAGAUCUCUACGAGGCCAUUCGACUGGAUCGUGGACCACUUCAAACUGAACACGUUCGACGGUUCAUGCUCCAAUUGAUCAGUGCUGUUCAGCACAUGCAUGACAACGGCCUGUAUCAUCGAGACAUCAAACCCGAGAAUAUCUUCCUCACUCACGAUGGCUCCAUGAAGCUUGGUGAUUUUGGUUUAGCCACCAGAAGCUUCUUCUCUUAUGAAGCUUGUGUGGGAAGUGACCGAUACAUGGCCCCUGAGCAAUAUGAUCCCGCUGCGACUGGCUAUUCCCCAGCCAAGGCAGACAUCUGGUCAAUUGGGAUCUGCUUGCUCAACGUUUUGUUCGCUCGAAAUCCCUUCGUCACUCCCACAGAGUCAGAUGUUCUCUUCGCUGACUACCGCCGGGAUCGCCAGUCCUUGUUUGACAUCUUCCCCAAUAUGUCUCAAGAUACCUUUGAGAUUUUGUCUUGUGCUAUGACUUUGGACCCCGCGAAGCGUGAUCUGGCUGCUCUCAAACAAGCAGUUCUCCGUGCUGUCACGUUCACCACUGAUGACGAGGCCUUUGACGAUUUCUGUGCGGAGGAACGAGACACUGUUCGUGCUAGCGCCAACCGCGAGCCUCUCCGGACUCCCUCAAUUCAAAGCCCACACAUGGAUUCGGAUAAUUUCCCAUGGGCCAAGGCACUUCAUUCUAGUCCCAACAAGAAGCAACAACAAUUGGCUAGCAUCCCUGAUAUGUUUGACGAGGACUUGUUCGAAUCCGAGAAGAGUGUCAAGCUUGGCGAGUCCUGGUAUUCUGGACAUACUCCUUCACUGGCUUCGGUUCUUGAUUCGGCUUAUGGCUCCCUCAAGUCGUUGGCUAUCAAGCGUCCUUCCAAGCGUGAUCCACCGCGACCAGAUCCCGUGCCGAUUCCCCAUUCACUGCCUACUCGACCAUCUCGACCUAUCCCCACCAUGUCCUCUGUUUUUGGAAAGCACAAGGACACUGUGGCCAAGAGUUGGAGUGACAUGUUUGAAGAGGACGAAGAGGAGUCGGAACGGGAGCUUGAGUAUGAACGGAGACGCGAACAAAACUCUCGAAGCUUUAGCCACGACAGCCGUCGAGAAGCUCCUACUCCUGUUCCUGUUCCCGCGGGUAUCUUGACCGAGUCCAAGAGUCGAUCGUCGAGUAAUGUUCGUCGCAGUCGAACUCCGAGACCUGCAGUUCCAUCCAAGCCCGACGCACUUGGCUCGGAUGAGAAUGAUCCCUUUGGUUGGCGUGUUCGAACCCCUCGUCACUCACCCAAGCAGGUACCUGUUGACAAAUGGGCGGCUCUGGGUACUAAGAGACGCAACUUUCAGACCGAUUCGGAACGGCAGGCUGCACCAUACAAGAAACGGUCGUUCACUACUGGGACCAGGAAGAGAUCGAUGAACUCGAUGGGGGCGGAGCAACCUAGCUGGCAACGACGCGACAGCCGAACUAGGGGACGACAACCGGCGUACUUGAAUCAAUCUUGGCGUCAAACCAAGGUGAUUGACUCGUCGGCGGACGAGGAAGAUCACGAGUGGGUUGGAGGUUGGCACAACUUCCAUUUGUAA